Lolium perenne is the source of this 1799-nucleotide messenger RNA. RefSeq names its product probable proline transporter 2. NCBI's taxonomy places the organism in Eukaryota, Viridiplantae, Streptophyta, Magnoliopsida, Poales, Poaceae. The record is from RefSeq and is a predicted model, not a curated record.
GACUCUUUCUUCCUUCCAUUACUGGCUCAUCCAUUCCGGCCUCCAACCCAACUACCAAGAACAAAACCUAGGGCGAUUCUGCCUCCGAUCGAAUCGAUCCACCACUCUACCAGCCUUCUCCGAUCCAACAAACGAAGCAUUCGCACCCAAGUGUUGAGGUUGGAGCUGACACCCCCGCCGGCGGCCGGUCCAAGAUAUAUAGUGGGCGAUCAAGGAAAUUCCAUGGCGCCCGUGAUCCCGGGCGAGGAGCAGGAUCAGAUCGCCAUCCCCGUCGACGAAGAGACCGCCCACGAGAUUAGCGUCGAUCCAUGGUACCAGGUGGGAUUCGUGCUCACGACGGGGGUGAACAGCGCUUACGUGCUGGGCUACUCCGGGUCGGUGAUGGUGCCCCUGGGCUGGGUGGGCGGCACCGUAGGGCUCCUCCUCGCUGCCGCCGUGUCCAUGUACGCCAACGCACUCCUCGGCCGCCUCCACCUCCUCGGCGGCAAGCGCCACAUCAGGUACAGGGACCUCGCCGGGCACAUCUACGGGCGGAAGAUGUACGGGCUCACCUGGGCGCUGCAGUACGUCAACCUCUUCAUGAUCAACACGGGGUUCAUCAUACUAGCAGGACAGGCACUUAAGGCAUUGUACCUGCUGAUCAAGGACGACGGCGCCAUGAAGCUGCCCUACUGCAUCGCUGUAUCCGGAUUUGUGUGUGCGCUCUUCGCCUUCGGGAUCCCCUACCUGUCGGCGCUGAGGAUCUGGCUGGGUUUCUCCACGGUGUUCAGCCUCAUCUUCAUCGUGGCGGCGUCCGUGCUCUCUCUCAGGGACGGUGUGCGCUCGCCGCCCCGGGACUACAGCAUCCCUGGUGAUGGGCCGGACAGGGUGUUCACCACCAUCGGCGCGUCGGCGAGCCUGGUGUUCGCGUACAACACCGGGAUGCUGCCAGAGAUCCAGGCCACCAUCCGGCCGCCCGUGGUGAAGAACAUCGAGAAGGCGCUCUGGUUCCAGUUCACCAUCGGCGUCGUGCCCAUCUACGCCGUUGUCUUCAUCGGAUACUGGGCCUACGGCAACGAAACCUCCAGCUACCUGCUCAACAGCGUCAACGGACCCGUCUGGGUCAAGGCGGUUGCCAACCUCUCUGCCUUCCUCCAGACCGUCAUAGCCCUGCAUAUCUUCGCGUCGCCCAUGUACGAGUACCUGGACACGCGGUUCGGGAGCAGCGAGGGAGGCCCCUUCGCGUUCCACAACGUGAUGUUCAGGGUCGGGGUCAGGGGAGGGUACCUGACGGUGAACACGCUGGUGGCGGCGAUGCUGCCGUUCCUGGGGGACUUCAUGAGCCUCACGGGGGCGCUCAGCACCUUCCCUCUCACCUUCGUGCUCGCCAACCACAUGUACCUCGUCGCCAACAGGCACCGCCUCUCCUCGCUCCAGAAGUCAUGGCACUGGCUCAACGUAAUCGGCUUCACCGUCCUCGCCAUCACCGCCGCCGUCGCCGCGCUCAGGCUCAUCGCCAAGGACUCCAAAACAUACCAUAUCUUUGCCGACGUCUGACUGCUCUGCUCUGAUGCGUCUGCUACUGAUAUUGCAAGCUAGCUGCUUCUGCGAGGAUAGUUUCUCCUUCUUCAAUGAGGCUGAGGCACCUAGCUGUAUGAUGUAGCAUAUAUCAAGCAACCCUUGCCUCCAUUUCGCGCUUCCAUUAACUAUCGUGUUAGCGACAACAAUAGCUAGCGGAUUGCUACCACUGGUAUAGUACUACAGAGUAUUAUUGCAUACUGCUCUGUUACUUGAUCAGAAUGGCCGAGCUUGAUUUUUCA